UCUCCUCUUUCUAAUUUCAAUAAAUUAUAAAUCGGUUAUUUUUUUUUUUCUUAUGGAUUGAUUGCAGAGCAUUACAUUGAGAGAUUAGUGGUUCAAGCCGGUUCAGAUGAAAGCGGAGUUUCCACCGACAUGAUCUCCGUCAACUCAACGGUGAAGCUCACUUUCCGUAACACAGCCACUUUUUUUGGUGUUCAUGUUCACACCACUCCUCUCUCUCUCUCCUACACACAGCUCACCAUUGGAUCUGGAGAUAUGAAAAAGUUCUAUCAAUCGAGAAAGAGCCAGAGGAACGUGGUUGUGUCGGUGAUCGGAGACAAGAUUCCGAUGUACGGAAGUGGGGCUAGUUUGACGACUCCGGCGGGGUUGAUCACCACCUCUCCGGUGCCACUACAACUGAACUUCACAGUCCGAUCAAGGGGUUAUGUUCUGGGGAAACUGGUGAAACCUAAAUUCGACAAGAAAAUCGGUUGCGCCGUUGUGUUAGAUCUUAAGAAAUUGAAUGUUCCCAUAUCACUCAAGAAUUCAUGCACUUAUGAAUGAUCAAGAUUAAUGGAGUUUGGAUCAAAUGGAUUACUAUUAUUGGACUAGAUUCAUCAGGCUUGGGGGAAGAAAAAAAACAGGGUGUUUUGGUCAGUUUACAUGAAUUAUCAACCGUUGUAUAUUUAUUUAUUUAUUAAUUGUGACAAUAUAUCAUUUUCCGGGAGUUGUACUAUUGUGAACUUUUAUUUUUUGUAAUAAUUAAAUUACAUGAGUUUGUUAUUUUUAUUUAUAGC
Erythranthe guttata (spotted monkey flower) is the source of this 773-nucleotide messenger RNA. NCBI's taxonomy places the organism in Eukaryota, Viridiplantae, Streptophyta, Magnoliopsida, Lamiales, Phrymaceae. The record is from RefSeq and is a predicted model, not a curated record.